This is a messenger RNA of Closterium sp. Naga37s-1, 3024 nucleotides long. Lineage: Eukaryota; Viridiplantae; Streptophyta; Zygnematophyceae; Desmidiales; Closteriaceae. The record is from the annotation of a GenBank genome assembly.
AUGUCGCCUUCACUUCCCCUCCCCCGUCGCCUUCACUUCCCCCCCACCCCGUCGCGCUCAAUUCCCCCUCCCGUCGCAUUUCCCGCCCGUCGCCUUCGCUUCUCCCACCCGUCGCCUUCCCUUCCCCCGCCCGUCACUCUCGCUUCCCCAGCCUGUCGCACUCGCUUCCCCGCCCGUCGCACUCGCUUCCCCGCCAGUCACACUCGCUUCCCGCCCGUCGCCUUCACUACCCCUCCCAUUGCCGUCCACUCUCUCCUGCCCACGCUCUCCCCCCCGCUCACUCUCUGCACAACCCUUCCCCUCUCUUCUCUCCUGUACACUCCCUUUCCCCCUGUUCUCACCCCUCUCUUUCCCCCUUCACUCAACCCUUUCCCCCUGCUCACUCUCCUCCCCCCUGCUCACUCCCUUCCCCCCUGCUCACUCUCUUCCCCCCUGCUCACUGCUCACUCUCUUCCCCCCCCUUACCCUCUUCUCCCCUGCUCACUCUCUUUCCCCCUGCUCACUCUCUCCCCACCUGCUCACUCUCUCCCCCCCUGCUCACUCUCUCCCCCCCUGCUCACUCUCUCCCCACCUGCUCACUCUCUCCCCCCCUGCUCACCCUCUCUCCACCUGCUCACUCUCCCCCCCUGCUCACUCUCUCCCCCUCUGCUCACUCUCCCCCCCUGCUCACUCUCUCCCCCCCUGCUCACUCUCUCCCCCCCUGCUCACUCUCUUUCCCCCUGGACUCACCCAUCUUUCCCCCCUGUUUACUCUCUAUUCCCCUUUGUUCAACCUUUUUUCCCCACACUCCCUCUCAUUUCCCCUGUUCAGACCCCUCGAUUUCCCCUGCUUACUGGCUUUCCCCCCUGCUCACCCCCUUCUCCCCCCUGCUCACCCCCUUCUCCCCCCUGCUCACCCCCUUCUCCCCCCUGCUCACUCUCUUUCCCCUUUUGCUCACCCCUCUGCCCCGUCCACAUCCAACCCUCGCUUAUCUGCCAAACCCCCUCUUCCCUCCCCGUUCUAUCACAGAACCAUGCUUGGACAGAGUCAUCAUGGGCCAUCACUGCAGUGAGCGCAGUGGAAAUGGCGUGCUGGACUGCAAGAACAGCAGCGGCAGCUGUGCUGCGGGCGGGUAGCUUUGGACUACAUAGUGGAUGCCACACGGCACUGGAGGGGCAGCUCAUCGCCACCUCUCCUCCCUCUCCCCCCACCUCAAUCAUUCCGUCAGGUGCUGGACUGCACGAACAGCAGCAGCAGCUGUGCAGCGGGCGGGUGGCCGACGGCAGCGCUGGACUACAUGGUGGAUGCAACAACGCAGUGGGGGGGGCUCGCCUGCGAGGCUGGGCAAAGCAGCAGGCGACGGCCAUGGGCAUCACGGGGUACGACCAGGUGGACUUCUACGGCUGGCUCGGCCUGCUGCUCGCUGUCAACGUUCAACCCACCAUUGCAUUCGUGCGAGGCUCCUACCCCUCCUUCCAAACCUACACAAAUGGGUGUGCGGCAGCGGGAGUGGUGGAUCACAGCGUGGCUAGUGGUGGGGGGUGUGCAGCAGCGGGGGUGGUGGAUCACAGCGUGGUGGUGAUGGACUACAGCAUCUCGUCGGACGGGGCUUACUGGAUCAUCCACAACUCCUGGGGAAGCAAGUGGGGCAUGCAGGGCUACAUGCAAAUGGCCUUUGGGGGAGGCACGGGUAUCUGUGGCAUUCACUUGGUGCCAGCCAUCUACCCUGUUAUUAAGACUGACGUGUGCAGCAUGCAGGACGACAAUCCGUGUGCGGUCGGCACGUGCAUCAACGACAAUGCGGGCGGCUUCUUUUGUCUCUGUCCGACGGGAUUCGAACAGGGGUACCGGCCCAACGGCGCUCACACAUGCGUCCCAAGUAGCCAUCUACCCGAGCUACACUGUCUCCUUCCCAAUAGGCAUCGACUGCCCGCUCGUCUUCCCCAUUCCCCAACUCUGGCCUCCUGUCUUUCCCCCUCUAUCCACCUCCCCCGUCUUUCCCCACCCACCCCCCUCCCUACAGCCAUCUACCCCAGCUACACCGUCUCCUUCCCGAUAGACAUUGACUGCCCGCUCGUCUACCAGCUCUACGGCCUCACAGAAGAGGCCUUCCUCGCUCAGAACCUGCAGCUGUCCAUCCCACCCAACACACAGAUCAUGGAGCACUGCUAUACCAUCCCGGCCAACAAGCAAAAUAUGGAGCACUGCUAUACCAUCCCGGCCAACACGCAAGUGAGCGUGGCGCCGCCCCUCAUGGGGGCGGUGCACUGUGUGCUAUACUACUCGUGGACUUCCCAGGACACGUGUGAAUGCGUGGCCGACAAUUUCUGGCUGACAGUGGACGAUCUGCUGGCGCUCAACCCGGGGAUCAACUGCACAGAUAGCACCGCCUGGAACGCGCCGUGCGUAAACCAGCAGCUGUGUGUGGCGAAGGGCAGCGGGGGGGGGGGGGACCUGCCCAAACUGCCCAUGUGCAUGAAUUGGUACACCGUACAGUCGGGGGACAUGUGUGAGAGCAUCAUGAAGGACUAUGCUCUCAACCAAACCGCCUUCUUCCUCUCCUCCUUCCCCUCAAUGCAGCUAUGCGUGGCGAAGGGCAGCGGUGGAAGCGACCUACCCAAGCUACCCAUGUGCACGGCAUGUCCGCUCAAACCUCGCUCAGUCCGCGAGCUUCCCUCCACUUCCCCGCUCCUCCCCUCCUCUCUCUCCUCUCCAUCCUCCUCCUUCUCUCCCUCAUCCUCUUCGUUCCCAACACGAGGGAGAUUGCUCGGCCUUAGCACCACCUCCCACCCAUCACCAGCCUCCAUGCCUCGCCUCCCAACCCUCAUCCCGUCUCACGCCGACCAACCAAUGAGAGGUCGCCAGCUGGCGGUGACGAAGCGGCGGUGCCUGGCGUUCUACUCGGUGACGAGGGGGGACUUCUGUGCACGCAUCAUAUCGCUCAAGUUCCAGAACAGUGCGAGGAAGAUGGCGGAGCUGAACAACGGAUACGUGUGCAACAAUGAUAGGCUGUAUGUUGGGCUGAGCCUCUGCACGCGGAGGUAG